GUUUUGGACAGUUGUCAGCUAGUUUUACUUUCAGUGCUGGUUGUUUAGUCUUGAGGUAAACACACACCUUAUUCUGUAGCUAUUGAUUGGAAUACUUAAAGCAAUUUAAAAAAAAAAUCUGACGUUUUAUAAAAAGUGACGUAGAAUUUUAAUUUUAUAUAUAUUUAGCAUAUCAAGUAUUUAGCUUUGUUUUUACUAAGAAAAAAUCCAAAAUGUUUUCCAAAUUAACCAGCAGAUUGGCACCCCGUAUCUGUGCUAACAAAGUUUCAACUGUCAGUGCCACCACCACCACCUCCAGCAGACAAUUGUCUUCACAAGAUGUUUUUGAACGUGAAAAUAAAUACGGUGCUCACAAUUAUCACCCCCUACCAGUGGCCUUAACUAAAGCUGAGGGCGUUUUUGUUUGGGAUGUUGAGGGUAAACGUUAUUAUGAUUAUUUAAGUGCUUAUUCGGCUGUCAAUCAGGGCCAUGGUCAUCCCAAAAUCGUUAAAGCUCUUGUUGAACAAGCCUCCAAAUUGGCCUUGACUUCACGUGCUUUCUAUUCUGAUGUCUUGGGAGAAUAUGAGGAAUACGUUACAAAACUUUUCAAAUAUGAAAAAGUAUUACCCAUGAAUACUGGUGUUGAAGGUGGUGAAACCGCCUGUAAAUUAGCCAGGAAAUGGGCCUACACCAAGAAGAACAUUCCAAAGAACCAGGCUAAGAUCGUCUUUGCCGAAAACAAUUUCUGGGGCAGAACUCUAUCAGCUGUAUCAGCUUCCACCGAUCCCAGCAGUUUUGAAGGUUUUGGACCAUUCAUGCCUGGUUUUGAAAUUAUCAAGUACAAUGAUACCCAAGAAUUAGAGAAAGCUCUGCAAGAUCCCAAUGUUUGUGCCUUCAUGGUAGAACCUAUUCAAGGUGAAGCUGGUGUUGUCGUCCCUGAUGAGGGUUACUUGAAAAAGGUACGUGAACUUUGCACCAAAUACAAUGUUCUCUGGAUUGCCGAUGAAGUACAAACCGGUUUGGCUCGUACUGGCCGCAUGUUGGCUGUCGAUCAUGAGGAAGUUAAGCCCGAUAUUUUGAUUUUGGGUAAAGCUUUGUCUGGUGGCAUGUACCCCGUCUCUGCUGUUUUGUGUAAUGAUGACAUUAUGUUGUGCAUUAAGCCCGGUGAGCAUGGUUCGACUUAUGGUGGCAAUCCUUUGGGUUGCAAAGUUGCCAUGGCUGCUUUAGAAGUUUUGCAAGAAGAAAAAUUGGCUGAAAAUGCCGAUAAAAUGGGUACUCUUUUGAGAAAGGAAUUGUCUCAAUUGCCCAAGGAUGUUGUAUCCGUAGUCAGAGGCAAGGGUCUUUUGAAUGCCAUCGUUAUUAGCUCAAAACAUGAUGCCUGGGAUGUUUGCUUGAAAUUGAAGGAAAACGGUUUAUUGGCCAAGCCUACACACGGUGAUAUUAUUCGUUUUGCCCCUCCCUUGGUCAUCAAUGAAGCCCAAAUGAUGGAAAGUGUUGAUAUUAUCAAGAAAACCAUUUUAUCUAUGUAAAGUCUGAAUAACUGUUCUUUUUGUACCCAAAAGCAUUUAAAGAAAACCAAAUAGAAUUUUAAGUUAAAUCUGUA
This is a messenger RNA of Lucilia cuprina (Australian sheep blowfly), 1582 nucleotides long. RefSeq names its product ornithine aminotransferase, mitochondrial (gene Oat). Gene Ontology annotation, cellular component: cytoplasm. Lineage: Eukaryota; Metazoa; Arthropoda; Insecta; Diptera; Calliphoridae. Gene Ontology annotation, molecular function: L-ornithine transaminase activity; pyridoxal phosphate binding; identical protein binding. The coding region runs from base 213 to 1508 and encodes 431 amino acids. The transcript is spliced from 6 exons. The record is from RefSeq and is a predicted model, not a curated record.